Striga asiatica is the source of this 1306-nucleotide messenger RNA. Lineage: Eukaryota; Viridiplantae; Streptophyta; Magnoliopsida; Lamiales; Orobanchaceae. The record is from the annotation of a GenBank genome assembly.
GUCAAAAUAAGAUCGUAAUUGUAAUUCUUUUUCCUCUCUCACGCACCGCUGUUUUUUUCGUCACUCUCUUUUCUUGUCCUGUCUUUUCUGCAGUUCAAGUAUUAUUAAUAAUUAUACGAGGAUUUUGGAAUUUCAGCUGCCCGUAUGAGGAUUAGAAGAGCGUAAUACCCUGAGUUUGGGUCCAUCGAGUGACAUUGGGUUCCGACUUACUCCUUCAGAAUUAUUGAAUUGGUGUAAUUUUUCAGUUUCAAGGCUUUAAUAUCGGUAUAAGUGUCCAAGAAUGGCAGGUGCCAGUCCUAGGACAGACACUUCGACUGAUGCCGAUACUGAAGAUAGGAAUUUGAGGUACCAAAACAAUCAAAUGCAGACUGUAGUUGCUUCUGAUGGCAGUGAUAAGUCCAGAGAUCAAAAGACUCUACGUAGGCUUGCUCAAAACCGUGAAGCUGCAAGAAAGAGCCGCUUGAGAAAAAAGGCUUAUGUUCAACAACUAGAAAGCAGCAGAAUGAAAUUGACACAACUUGAGCAAGAGCUCCAACGGGCAAGGCAGCAGGGGGUAUUUAUUUCAAGUGCUGGAGACCAAACCCAAUCCGUCGGAAAUGGUGCAUUGGCUUUUGAUGUGGAAUACUCACGCUGGCUGGAAGAGCACAAUCGGAGGAUUAAUGAGCUGAGAGGAGCCGUGAGUUCGCAUGCAGGGGAUGCUGAGCUCCGAAUAAUAGUUGAGGGAAUUUUGUCACAGUAUGAUGACAUCUUUAGGAUAAAAGGGGAUGCUGCAAAGUCUGACGUCUUUCACAUUCUCUCGGGCAUGUGGCAAACGCCUGCUGAGAGGUGCUUUCUCUGGCUUGGUGGCUUUCGCUCGUCCGAACUUCUUAAGCUUCUUAUAAAUCACUUAGAGCCGUUGACCGAGCAGCAGCUGUUGGCCAUCAAUAAUUUGCAGCAGACAUCUCAACAGGCUGAAGAUGCCCUUUCGCAGGGUAUGGAGGCUUUGCAGCAAUCUUUGGCCGAGACAUUAGCCGGUACUCUUAACCCCUCAGGAUCUUCCGGAAAUGUUGCUAAUUACAUGGGGCAAAUGGCAAUGGCUAUGGGCAAAUUGGGAACUCUCGAUGGCUUUAUUCGUCAGGUUUAUCUUAGGCUCCAUCCAUCUAUCAUCAAUAUGCUGACAAUUUACGACAACAAACUCUUCAGCAAAUGCACCGAAUACUGACGACCCGCCAGUCUGCUCGGGCCCUCCUUGCUAUCAGUGAUUACUUUUCUCGCCUUCGGGCUCUUAGCUCCUUGUGGCUUGCCCGCCCAAGGGAUUAACAUUUUU